AUGGUGUUUAGCUUUAUUCAUCCCGCGACCUGUGGCUUUGCCAGAGGUAUUGCGUGGGAAAUAUCUAAAAAAAUUGACAACGAUUGGAAAUUUGGCGACAGUGAUACCCGAACGAAGCUCAAGCAAUCUUGCCAACUUACAGAGCGAUUCAGCCGCUUCAAUGCUGUCUUCGCGUCUUGCAAGGAGAACUUCACAAUUGAUUUUAACCGAUUCCGUAAAAUUCUCCCCGACUUGCGGAAAAAAUUUGUAGGAUGGAACCGUAAAAUACACGAACGGAACCAGUAUACCGCAACAUUUAACAGCAAAAGCUGGAAAAAUUUACCCGCAACACAGCAAGUACAGCAUAAGUUCCAAAACUGCCAAGCGUGUCAAGAUCGCUUUGUCACUGUGCAAGCUCUAUUUCCAGUCCAAUCAACGCGAUUCAUUAGCCGCACUCGCUCGGAAGCCUCGUCAAUACUAUCUGUUAUUGACGCAAGUAUACCCCAGCAUGGAAGCUCAAGCGGUUGCAGUAAACGCAAAGCUGUAGAGACUGCCCGUGCAAUAUACCACAAGAUCAACCCAUCCUUUGAAAGCGUAUGUAACAUGCCUUUAUCUGCUGCAUUGGUAAACAUACAGGAGCUAAAUAUUGAAGAGAAAAAGACAAAAAAUGAAAAAAGGAAAGUGCGAAGGAGUCUUUAUAAAAAGUCGAAGCAGGCAACAGAGGCUGAGUGGGCUAAGACGGAUGUUGUCAGGUAAUUGUCGAACACAAUACAAAUAUACAAACAAUAACCAAGUCACGUACUUAUAAUAAAAUAAUAAUAUAUAAUAAAUAUAAUAAAAUAAUAAAUUUAUAAAUAAAUUUUUAAUUUUAAUAAAAUAAAAUAAAAUAAAAUACAUGUAAUAUCAACAUAAUAUUAAUUAAGUAUAGCUAUUAAUUUAAUAAUAACGGUUAUAACUGUAAUUAUUAAAGUCGAAAAUAUUAAUGUUUCAGUACAAAAAUAUUUACUGUAUAUAUGACAAUUGCUAUCAUUUAGAUGUUAUGGGAAUUGACAGUCACUUGCAGCAAGACAGAGAGAAAGAUUGGCCAUGUGCUUUGAAAGCUUCGAGGAAGCAAAACUUCAAAACCAAGUGCAGGUAUCAAGUCAAAAGAAAAGUCCCGUUGGUAAUUUUGAAAAUAUACAAUGGGACAAAGUGAAUGGAGGAAGUGAAUGGCUACACUAACAGUACUGUGAUCAAUUGGUCAGAACUGGCACGACGAUACGAAGUGAAAAACAAGAACGGGGAAUUGGCAAAGAACAAAUAGUUCAAGAAUACAUCAAGUCCCAAGGUGUGGAUGUUUCAAAAUAUAAGAAGAGAGGACAAGCAGAUGAUGGUGGUCGCAUUAGGAAAAGGAUGAGACAAAGUGCUGGUGGGGAGAUCACUGUACCAUGUCCAGUGACAAAUGAGUCAUUGAAGAAGAAAUUAAAUGAAAAAAUACUGUCAGGAGAGUAUAACGUUGGAGAGCUUAUUGUUCCACGACAAGUAAGUUUACUUAAUAAAUACCACAUUUAUAAGUCAUAA
Molecule: messenger RNA, 1539 nt
Organism: Paramuricea clavata
Lineage: Eukaryota; Metazoa; Cnidaria; Anthozoa; Malacalcyonacea; Plexauridae
Source: the annotation of a GenBank genome assembly